AUCAAAUAAUUAUACAAUGAUGAGUGUUUUCUGAAGUCUUGGCAACGGUUGAACGUUUGCAAGGAAACCACCAGUGUUUGGAAACCUUUGGACUCAUAACGAACACUUGAAAUAGUAUUCCACCUCUGACAAGGGGCCAAGCCUGCUGAUCUUUGAUCACGACACGUACAAGCAGGAAGUGAUGGGAGUCGUUUGCGUUUACGCCGUUUGAGGAAGACGCAUUCCCUACUAUGGAAUAAUGCCGCUGGAGCAAAGCUGACAGGUUUGGCAUGAAAGUGCCGUUUAUGAAUUGACUUGGAAAACUACAACCGAGAAGAAGAUAGAAAAUGUUGGGAAACUCUCGUCCGUUUUCCUAUUCCCCGCGGGGUUUCCCACCGGAAGAGCUCCCUCACUCGAGGUGGGCUUUCCAACAAGAUGAUUCCAGGGGAUCCUCACCUCCGAGGUCUCAGAGAAAUGUGUCCAGACUGAGUGCCAAGUCCAUAUACAUGCAAAGAAAGGAGUACUCAGAGGUGCUGAGCAAGCAGCCCAACAACCUUAACGUCAGAGUGGAGCACCUGCUCACAUGCGAGCUGGACGGCCAGCAGCUGACCACUGUGGACGACUGCGUGGCCAAACUCAAGAGGCUGAACGCCAAAGGUCGCCUGUGGCCUCAGGAGAUGAUCUUGGCGGCUCAAGGAGGCUACUUGCUGCUCCUUGACACAGAGAGCCAAGCAGAGCUGGAGGCUGUACCGCUGAUCAGCAUCCAGCAGACCAAAGCUGUGUUGGACAUCUUCCCUUACGACUCCCUGCUGUUGGUCACCACAAGGGAACGCAGCAAGCGCUUCCUCCAGGUCUUCAUUUUCCAGUGUGAGGAGACUGGGGCAGACCUCCUCAAGAUUGACCUAGAUAAACUUGUCCAAAGUGACGGCGGUCCUGUGGAACCACGCAGAGAGCAGCCAGUCAUGAGGAGUAACCUUGAGAACCUCGUCGGCCGUCAAGGUCCUGGAAGCUUCCAGCAAGCUGGACCUCGUGCUGUGCAAGAAAGAAACUCACCACUGCCGCUGGGGCGGCCUUUCCCACAGUGGACUGACAGAGAACCUGGAAGUUCCAUUCAGGCUGCACCUCGUGUUGAACAGAGAGAAAGACCCCUGCCACCUCCAGAGAGGCUCCUACCCCAGUGGGCCCACAGAGAACCUGACAUUCCUCCUCCCCCUCGUUUUUACGCCCCACAAGAGGAAGCCAAGCAGCAUCGUGAUCUCGAUGGACCCCGUGGCCCUCCAGAGGUUGCCGAACUGACAGAUGUUGAGAGGAACACGGAAAUAUUCAACCAUGUUUUGAAUGAUGUGGAGAUCUUCAUGGACAAGGUGCUCACUGCGACGAGUGCGACCUCUCCGCCGGUUGACAAACGCAAAAAGAAAGGCAUGUUUGUCAAAAAGAAGGACCCGAGAAGCCCAGCUGCCCGUCUGCCCCCUGCUCAGGAAUUUGUCUCCUGUCUCCAGAAAAUCAAAUAUGGAUUCAAUCUGUUGAGCCUGCUGGAUGGCUCACUGCUUCACACCAGCGCCUCGGACUACAUCCACUUCUUCUUCAGCAGUUUAGCGACAAUUCUGCCUCACUACCAUGCCCACCUGCCCCCGACCGUGCUUUCCCCCCUGCUGACAGAGGCCUCCCUUCGGUUGGUCAGACAGGUGGUCAGCUCGGAGGAGGACCAGAUCUGGAGGUCUCUGGGAGACAGCUGGAACAUCCCCAGGUCUCGAUGGCCCGAUGACGGCGUCCCGCCUUACAUUCCAGAGUUCUACGACGGCUGGCGGCCGCCUGCCCCCUCGCACAAGCCCGCCCAACUCCCUUAUCAGAACGGCCAAGUGAGCAGGAGCAGCAGCCAGCGCUUUCCGUCGGGACGACCCGACGGCAACACCAAGGAAAGCCGCGACCACAUGCGGGUCGUUUAUGACUUCAUGGCUCGCAAUAACAGGGAGCUCACUGUGAUGAAGGGUGAAGUGGUUGAGGUGGUUCAGAGGUCCAAGCAAUGGUGGCUUGUGCGUAACAAUCGAGCGGUGGAAGGCAACGUUCCUCAGAAUGUUCUGGAGCCUUUGAGGAGUGGCUUGCCUGUCGAGGAAAUGCGCCCACCUCGUGGUCCCCCGACUCUUGACGUGGUCUCCUCACCUGCAGAGGUCAGAGCGUGGCUGCAGUACAAAGGCUUCGCCAAAAUCACCGUGGCCAGCCUCGGGGUGCUGACUGGGAAAAUGCUGCUGCAGAUGGGCAAGGAUGAGAUGAGGACUGUGUGUCCAGAAGAAGGAGCCAAAGUCUUCUUCCAACUUCAGGCUAUUAAAUCAGCUAUUGCACUUGCCAGUGAACCAUCAGAUCCAUAUGAUGCCCGCUACUAGUGACCAACCCCUCCCCCCAUUCUUAAUCUUCAUCUACUGAUCAGGAUGUGAAUUGUGGUGUAAUCCAUUUGUUAUGAAUCAUAUAUCCAGUUUUGUUUUCGGGAUAAAGUGUACACAUUAAGAUCAUUUAUAUGAAGCAAAAAAAAACAUUUUUUUUUAAAUUGAUUAGAAACAUUGUUUUAAAUUAGUCUAUGGAGAAGAAAAAAAUGUUGCAAUAAUUUAUGGAUUCCAAGUCUUUUAUUCCGAGACUGAAGUGAAUAAAGUUGCAAACUGAGAAA
Molecule: messenger RNA, 2638 nt
Organism: Hippocampus comes (tiger tail seahorse)
Lineage: Eukaryota; Metazoa; Chordata; Actinopteri; Syngnathiformes; Syngnathidae
Gene: eps8l3b
Product: EPS8 signaling adaptor L3b
Exons: 20
Coding region: 327-2360 (677 amino acids)
Biological process (GO): regulation of Rho protein signal transduction; positive regulation of ruffle assembly; Rho protein signal transduction
Cellular component (GO): ruffle membrane; vesicle; plasma membrane
Molecular function (GO): actin binding
Source: RefSeq, a predicted model, not a curated record